GAAAGAGAGAGAGAGAGAGAGACAGGCUAGUGAUCCUCUGUCCGAAUCCCAUUUCCAAUAUAUAGUUUUACCUACCUGAUCGAGUCGCGUGUGUACGGGCACCAUGCGCGCUUUUCAAGGGCGAUAAAACUAUAUAACCUGUUCACCUUUUUUGGUAUGUGAAGAAUGUACAGUAUUCAGAUGUGUUCUUUAGAAUAACAGUAUUUCCAGUAAAUAGCUCGCUUUGUUUUUCAACUCAACAAGCUACACAGAGUAGUCAGCUGUAGAUUUUGCAGCGGGUUGUAGGCUACGUGCGUUCUGUACUGUUGAAUACCGUGGAUCAGCGGACGGGCACGCAACUCGGGUUGUUUAUAACGUUUGACAUUCCCACCGUAGGCUCCGAGGAAAGUAGCCUAGGUAGGAAACGGGGAAACCCGGGCAAGGCGGGGCCGAACCGGAGACAGCCAAAGGGAUUAUUGAAGAACUCACGUUGCCUUGAAGCUUCCCCCUGUAGCCGAACCACUCGCAGAGUCGCAUCGUUUUGGGUUAACAAUAAUUUYCCACCCUUUGGAAUUUGGAGAAUCUUUAUUCCCAACUACUUGGUGAUUAGUCUACGCUUCAAGUAGCCUAGGCUACGGCGAACAUAACUAGUUUGUAUUUACACCUAUUUAACGUCGGCUGUGGUCAUUUGCUUUGGAAUAUACGUUUCAGGACGGAUUUGGGGGGAAUUAUUUCCCCAGCCCCGUUGGACCAUGGCGGACGACGACGUACUGUUUGAAGAUGUCUACGAGCUGUGUGAGGUCAUUGGAAAGGGUCCGUUCAGUGUGGUACGAAGAUGUAUCAGCAGCGCAGGACAGCAGUUUGCUGUGAAGAUCGUAGACGUGGCCCAGUUUACCUCCAGCCCUGGUCUCAGCACAGAGGAUCUGAAGAGAGAAGCCAGUAUCUGCCACAUGCUGAAGCACCCUCACAUCGUAGAGCUAGUGGAGACAUACAGCUCUGAUGGCAUGCUCUACAUGGUCUUCGAGUUUAUGGAUGGUGCAGACCUGUGUUUUGAGAUUGUGAAGAGGGCAGACGCUGGCUUCGUCUACAGUGAGGCGGUGGCCAGUCACUACAUGAGACAGAUCUUAGAGGCACUGCGAUAUUGUCAUGACAACAAUGUCAUCCAUCGAGACGUGAAGCCCCACUGUGUCCUCCUGGCAUCUAAAGAAAACAGUGCUCCAGUGAAGCUGGGAGGGUUUGGCGUGGCCAUCCAACUGGGAGAGUCAGGACUGGUGGCUGGAGGUCGUGUAGGCACGCCCCAUUUCAUGGCCCCGGAGGUGGUGAAGAGGGAACCGUAUGGUAAGCCUGUAGAUGUGUGGGGCUGUGGAGUCAUCCUGUUCAUCCUGCUGUCUGGCUGCCUGCCGUUCUACGGUACCAAGGAACGCCUGUUCGAAGCCAUCUGCAGGGGAAAAUACAAGCUGAACCCCAGGCAUUGGGGACAUAUCUCAGAGAGUGCUAAGGACCUGGUGAGACGGAUGCUCAUGCUGGACCCUGCAGAGAGAAUCACUGUCUACGAGGCACUCAACCACCCCUGGCUCAAGGCGCCAGACUCCUGCAGUAGGCUAUCUCUUUACGACAAAAUCAACACAAAGUCAUCGCCCCAGAUCAGAAACCCCCCCAGCAAUACUGUACAGAGGGCCAAGGAGGUACUGGAAGAGAUCUCUUAUUACCCAGACAACCACGACGCCAAGGAGCUCAGACGGAUACUGACCCAGCCGCACUUUAUGGCCUUGCUCCAGACCCAUGAUGUGGUGGCCCAUGAGGUGUACAGUGAUGAGGCUUUGAGGGUGACCCCCCCGCCCACCUCGCCCUACCUGAACGGAGAAUCUCCCGAGAACACCAACGGAGACAUGGACCUGGAGAACGUGACGAGAGUACGCCUGGUUCAGUUCCAGAAGAACACUGAUGAACCUAUGGGCAUCACGCUGAAGAUGAACAUCUGAAACCACUGUAUCGUAGCCAGGAUAAUGCACGGAGGAAUGAUCCACAGACAAGGAACGCUGCAUGUAGGAGAUGAGAUCAGAGAGAUCAACAGCAUCAGUGUAGCCAACCAGACAGUAGAGCAACUACAGAGGAUGCUGAAAGAGAUGCGAGGCAGCAUCACCUUUAAGAUAGUGCCAAGCUACCGGACACAAGGAUCUUCCUGUGAGGAUCUGCCGUCAUCCGUCCAACCCAAGAGUCGACAGAUCUACGUGAGGGCCCAGUUUGAGUAUGACCCCUCCAGAGAUGACCUCAUACCCUGCAAGGAGGCUGGGAUUCCCUUCCGGGUUGGUGACAUCGUCCAGAUCAUCAGUAAAGAUGACCACAACUGGUGGCAGGGCAAGCUGGAGAACACUAAGAACGCCACCGCAGGGCUCAUACCCUCACCAGAACUACAGGAGUGGCGUGUGGCGUGUCAUAGCCAUGGAGAAACCAAGCAGGAGCAGCAGGCCAGCUGUACCUGGUUUGGCAAGAAGAAGAAACAGUACAAGGACAAGUACCUGGCCAAGCACAACGCAGUAUUCGACCAAUUAGAUCUUGUCACGUAUGAAGAGGUAGUGAAACUGCCUGCGUUCAAGAGGAAAACACUAGUCUUGUUAGGGGCCCAUGGAGUGGGCAGAAGACACAUCAAGAACACACUAAUCACGAAACACCCCGACAGAUUUGCCUACCCAAUCCCACAUACAACCAGACUUCCUAAGAAGGACGAGGAGAACGGGAAGAACUACUACUUUGUGUCACAUGACCAGAUGAUGCAGGACAUCAGUAACAAUGACUACCUGGAGUACGGUAGUCACGAGGACGCCAUGUACGGCACGCGGCUAGAGACCCUCCGCAGAUCCACGAAGCAGGGACUCAUCAUACUGGACGUAGAACCACAGGCCCUGAAGGUCCUGCGGACAGCGGAGUUCGCUCCUUACGUUGUUUUCAUAGCUGCACCAACCAUUACCCCUGGCAUCAAUGAGGACGAAUCAUUGCAGCAUCUUCAGAAGGAGUCAGAAAUUCUCCAGAAGACCUAUGCCCAUUACUUUGACCAGACCAUAAUCAACAACGAGAUAGAUGAGACCAUCAGACACCUAGAGGAGGCUAUAGACCUGGUCUGUACCAACGCACAGUGGAUCCCUGUGUCCUGGGUCUACUGAGGAAAAAACACAAAGCCCUCCUCUCCUCUGCUUUCUCCUCCUCUCCUCUCCUCUCCUCUCCUCUCCUCUCCUCUGCUUUCUCC
Messenger RNA from Salvelinus sp. IW2-2015, 3223 nucleotides. The record is from RefSeq and is a predicted model, not a curated record. Lineage: Eukaryota; Metazoa; Chordata; Actinopteri; Salmoniformes; Salmonidae.